AAAAGUGUCAAUUGCCGAAACCAUGUGCACGUUUUCAAAUCGGGCAAGAUCUUUUCGUGAACUUUUGUCGUGAAUUAACUGGCUGAAACGUGUUUUUUGUUUAUUUAGUAUAAAACUUACACACACUUGUUACCGCUGUUGCUGUUGUUUCGGUGAAGGCAAUCGUAGGAGGGCCACACAAUGACGAUCGUGAACCUUGAUCCAACCAACCUCGAGUUCUCCGUCUUUACGACGGAGGACGUGCGGAAGAUCAGCGUGAUGAAGGUGGAAUCGUACCGGUCGUUCGACGACAUGGGCAACCCGGUCAAGUCCGGGCUGUACGAUCCGGCGAUGGGUCCGUGCGGGUUCGGUGAAAUCUGUGCGACGUGCACCCGUGACGUCAGCACGUGCGAGGGCCACUUCGGGCUGAUCGAGCUGGACCUGGUCGUGUACAAUCCGUUCUUCAUGCGCACGGUUAGCAGUCUGCUGCGCAUUACUUGCAUGUCGUGCGCCCGGGUGCAGCUGCAGGACGGAGCGAAAUCGUUGCUCGAGCUGCAGCUGCGGCUGGCCGACGCCGGCUACAUCGUCGAGGCGGAAGAGAUCGACGUGUACAAGACGAAACUGCAGGCCAAUCCGCACGAUGCCAUACCGGAGGAGAUUACGUACUACGAGGACCUGCUGCGCAAGGAGCCGUACAACAAGCUCGGCAACACGAAGCUCUCCAGCACGAUCCGGACCGCGAUCGUGAACAGCACGCUCAGGCAGGAAUCGAAACGUUGCAUCCACUGUACGAAAAUGCUGCAGCGUGUUCGCAUUACCGACAAAAAACUAACGAUACGGUGGACCCAAGCGGACAAGAAGGCGUUUCUCGAGGAGAAAGGAAACAAGAACCCAACCGACGAGGAGGUAAAAUCGUCCACGGAGGUGGUGCUCGCCCGCGAAAGCCAAAUGUUUCUGCGCAAGCUGUACGAGCAGGAAGGCACGCUGCUGUCGCUGCUCUUUCCCGUACUGAACUCGGCCAAGCACGAGACGACCCAAUAUCCGACGGACAUUUUCUUCAUGGAGGUGGUACCGGUGCCGCCCUGCAAGAUGCGUCCCGUCCGCCGAGCUAACCGCGUACCCGGCCGCUCCUCGGUAAUGGAACACGCGCAGUCGGUGCUGCUGCGCAACAUCUUCGUCGCGAACGCAACCGUGCGGGCCAUUCUGUUCGGCAGCGAGGGAAAGGAGAAACCGGAAGGCAUGAGCGAUGCGACGUUCGGCCAGCUGAAAUCGAUCCACCAGCAGGCGAAGGGCGCCACCGUGACGGAGAAGCUGUUUCACGCCUGGUGCGAUCUGCAGUCGAACGUCGACCAGCUGCUGGACGUGGAGAAGCUGUCCGGCGGCAAGCAGGUGGUCACGUUCGGACUGAAGCAGCUGAUCGAGAAGAAGGCCGGGCUGAUCCGGAUGCACAUGAUGGGCAAGCGGGUGAACCAUGCGGCCCGCACGGUCAUCACGCCCGAUCCGAACAUCGGGGUGGAGGAGAUCGGCAUACCGACACGGUUCGCGAAGAAGCUCACCUACCCGGUCCCCGUGACGCCCUGGAAUGUGGCCGAGCUGCGCCAGUGGGUGAUGAACGGGCCGGACGUCUAUCCGGGCGCGAACAUGAUCGAAGAUGCGAACGGGCGGGUAAGCAAAAUAUCGUCCACGAACGUGACGCAGCGCCAAUCGCUGGCCAAAACGCUGCUAACGCCGCACGGUGCCGGCGCGGAGUCGAGCGGUGACGAUACGAUCAAGAUCGUCCAUCGGCAUCUGCAGAACGGGGAUAUACUGCUGCUCAACCGGCAGCCCACGCUGCAUCGGCCGAGUAUAAUGGCGCACCGGGCGAAGAUUCUCGGUGGGGAGAAGAUUUUCCGCCUGCACUACUCGAACUGCAAGUCGUACAAUGCGGACUUUGAUGGGGAUGAAAUGAAUGCUCAUCUGCCGCAGAACGAGGUGGCCCGGGCGGAGGCGUACGGGUUGGUGGCGGUGCCGUACCAAUACCUCGUGCCGAAAGACGGCACACCGCUGGGUGGUUUGAUUCAGGAUCACAUCGUAUCGGCGGUGAAGCUUUUCAUACGCGGCAAGUUUUUCAACCGGGAGGACUACCAGCAGCUAGUGUUUCAGGCGCUGAGCAACAAGAAGGGCAAUAUUGAGCUGCUGCCACCGUCCAUCCUGAAGCCGGUGAGACUGUGGUCCGGCAAGCAAAUCAUCUCGACCAUCAUCAAGAACAGCACACCGAAGGGCAUGCCGUACAUCAACUUGGUGGGAAAGUCGAAGCUAAACAACAAGCAUUGGUGUGUGCUUCCCGCCCGCCCCUGGGAGUACGGUGGCACACCGCUCCGCGAGAACGAGCUGUCCGAAUCGGAGGUGUUCAUCCGGCAGGGUGAGCUGCUGAGCGGCAUCCUCGACAAGAACCACUUCGGCGCCACACCGUACGGUCUGAUCCACUGCAUGUACGAGCUGUACGGGGGCGUCUGCUCCACCGCUCUCCUUUCGUCCCUGUCGCGGCUCUUCACCUACUACCUGCAGUGGGAAGGGUUCACGCUGGGCGUACGGGACAUUCUGGUGCAGAGCAAGGCGGAUCGGAAGCGGUCCAGAAUUAUACGCGAGUGUCGCGCUGUGGCCGGGCACGAAGCGGCCACCUCAGCCCUCGAGCUGCCGGCGAGCGUUUCGCGCGACGAGCUGGCCCAGCGCAUGCGGGAAGCGUACGCCAAGAAUCCAAAGUUUCGCGCCAUACUCGACCGGAAGUAUAAGACCGUGCUCGAUACGUACACCAACAGGAUUAACAACGCAUGCCUGCCGGAAGGCUUGAUCAGCAAGUUCCCGGAGAACAAUCUGCAGCUGAUGGUACAGUCGGGUGCGAAGGGUUCGACCGUUAACACGAUGCAAAUCUCGUGCCUGCUCGGGCAGAUCGAGCUGGAGGGCAAACGACCGCCGCUCAUGAUUUCCGGCCGUUCGCUGCCGAGCUUUGCUGAUUUUGAUACGUCACCGAAGUCGGGCGGCUUUAUCGACGGCCGGUUUAUGACGGGCAUACAGCCGCAGGAGUUUUUCUUUCACUGUAUGGCAGGCCGCGAGGGUCUGAUCGAUACGGCGGUGAAAACUAGCCGCUCCGGCUACCUGCAGCGCUGUCUGGUGAAGCAUCUCGAGGGCCUGUCGGUGCACUACGACAUGACGGUGCGGGAUAGCGACGGCAGCGUGAUCCAGUACAUGUUCGGCGAGGACGGUAUGGACAUUGCGAAGACGCAGUUCAUCGGCAACGAGAAGCAGACGCGCUUUCUCGACAUGAACCGGGACGUGAUCGUGCAGCCGGAGGUGCUGAAGCGGCUGCAGACGUCCCGCGACGAGGAUCCGCUGAACGAGGCGCUGAAGAAGCACGUCAAAAAGAUGAAACGCUGGACGAAGCAGAAUGGCGGAGGGCCGACGGAGGUGCAGCGGGUUCGCACGUCCGCUUUUGCACUGUUUUCCGCCGACCAUGCGGAAGCGUUGCGGGCGGAGCUCCCGAACCCGGACAAGAUGAAAAAGUCGGGCCGUACCAAGCUGACGGAGAAGCUGCUCAAGCGGUGGGGCAAGCUGGAGCCAGCGGCCCGGCGCGAGUACGUGAGAAGGGCGGCCCACUGUCCCGAUCCGGUCGGUGCCGUCUUUCCGCCCGAUUCGCACUACGGCGUGCUGUCGGAGAAGCUGGAGGCGAUGGUGCGCAAGUACAAGCGCACCGAGCAGCCGCUCCACAACAUCGACGAGCUGAUGCAGGUGAAGGGCAGUGCGUCGCUGGCCGCGCCGGGCGAACCGGUCGGCGUGCUGGCGGCCCAAUCGAUCGGCGAACCGUCCACGCAGAUGACGCUCAACACGUUCCACUUCGCGGGGCGCGGUGAGAUGAACGUGACGCUCGGUAUUCCGCGUCUGCGCGAGAUUCUGAUGUGUGCGGCGGCCGAGAUCAAGACACCGUCGAUGGAGAUACCGUUCCUGCCGCACCGCAAACCGGAGCGGCUGAAGGCGGUGGCCGAGAAGCUGCGCAAAUCGCUCAACCGUGUCACGGUGGCGGAUGUGCUGGAGAAUAUUAAUAUCAAGUCGAAGCUGGUGGUGCAUCCUUCGCGCGGCAUGCAGCACACCAUACGCUUCAACUUCCUUCCGCAGGACGCGUACGAUCACGACUACUGCGUUACGCCGAGCGGCAUCCUUCGGCACAUGUCGCGCAAAUUUUUCAAAGCAAUGUUUGCCGCCAUUCGGCGAGCGGAAUCGGCGAAGAAUGUGCUAAUCGACACUGAAAUGCAGGAAGGUAAAUCGAAAAAGCAUAAGAAGGGGGCUGACACUGAAGAGGACGACGAGAUCGAUCGCCAGGAGCCGGGGAAAGUUGAUAAGAGCGAGAAGGCUGUGUAUUCGGAUAGCGACAGUGACUCGGACGAUGGUGGCACGCCGGCUGUUGAUGGGGAUGCAUCGGAUGCGAAGAACCGGGGCAAGACCAAGGACGAGCACGAUUACGACGAGGACGACGAGAACGAUGCGGAUGCUGCGGGGGCCAGCUCCGACGACUCGGGCGUUAGCGAGGACGAGCAAGAGGAUGAGAAGGAGGCGCAAAAGCAGCCAGCAGCGGGGGGAAAGCAAAAGAAAAAGCUUCCGUCCGCCAAGGCAUCGAAGAGCCACUGCAUCGAGGAGGCGCUGAUUGAGGAGUACGAAAAGGAGCAGGACGAGCUGGGGCAGGAGCUGGCAGCGAUGCCCGGCGCCGAGGAAACGCUGAAUGAAGCGGAAGAGACCAUGUUUUUGGCGCAGGUGAACGCGCAGGUCAGCAAGUUCCAGCACGAUCGGGUCGCCAAACGGUGGUGCCAGAUCGUGCUGCACAUGCCGCUGAAGCUGAAGGAGAUCGACUUCACCAAGGUGCUGCGGGAUGUGGCCGCCAAAUCGGUAAUCUGGGAGGUGCCCCGGAUCAAGCGCGCCAUCACGUACAUGCAAAACGAUCAGCUGUACCUGCGAACGGACGGUACGAACAUGUCGGCGAUGACGGCGCACGCGAAGGUGCUGGACCUGAACCGGCUGUACACGAACGACAUCCACGCGAUGGCCAACCGGUACGGCAUCGAGGCGGCGUCGCGCGUGAUCGUGAAGGAAAUACAGAACGUGUUCAGCGUGUACGGCAUCACGAUCGAUCCGCGCCAUCUGCUGCUGGUGGCGGACUACAUGACGGCGAGUGGCCGGUACCAGGCGAUGAACCGCAUGGCGAUGGAGUCUUCGGUUUCGCCGCUGCAGCAGAUUUCGUUCGAAUCGUCGCUCAAGUUCCUGAAGGAGGCGCUGCUGAAGGGCACGAACGAUCGGCUGGAGUCACCCUCGUCCAGGCUGAUCGUGGGCCAGCCGUGCAAGGUGGGCACGGGCUCGUUUACGCUCUACUCGUCCGCCCUGAAGGACUAUGCCGAGGCGUCAAUGGCAUAAGGGAGCAUGGUAGCUUACAAACACAUUUUUGCAUAUAGCCUUUGAAUAAAGUUCUUUAACAAUA
This is a messenger RNA of Anopheles coluzzii, 5479 nucleotides long. RefSeq names its product DNA-directed RNA polymerase I subunit RPA1 (gene RpI1). Gene Ontology annotation, biological process: DNA-templated transcription. Gene Ontology annotation, cellular component: RNA polymerase I complex. NCBI's taxonomy places the organism in Eukaryota, Metazoa, Arthropoda, Insecta, Diptera, Culicidae. Gene Ontology annotation, molecular function: DNA binding; DNA-directed RNA polymerase activity. The transcript has 7 exons. The record is from RefSeq and is a predicted model, not a curated record. Bases 181 to 5415 code for a protein of 1744 amino acids.